CGAAGAAGAAUUUCCAGUCGUCACACGUGUUUACAAAUCCGCUGGAAGAUAUUUCCCAUAUUUUUGCGUUUGUGUCGCAUUUGCGUCCAAAAACUUCAGCAAUAUGCCGAAAAUGAAAGCGGAGAAGAAAAGCAGGCAGCAUCAGGAAGUUAAAAACCAAGGCAUAAUGUUCAACACGGGAAUGGGCCAGCACAUCUUGAAGAAUCCUCUUGUCGUCAACAGCAUCAUUGAGAAGGCUGCGCUCAGGCCAACAGAUGUGGUUUUGGAGGUGGGACCAGGGACUGGAAACAUGACGGUCAAACUGCUAGAAAAAGCGAAGAAGGUGGUGGCGUGUGAGUUGGACUCCAGAUUGGUGGCCGAACUGCAGAAAAGAGUACAGUGCACACCCGUGCAGUCCAAACUUCAGAUUCUAGUCGGGGAUGUUUUAAAAACAGACCUGCCGUUCUUUGACGUGUGUGUGGCCAAUUUACCGUACCAGAUUUCAUCGCCGUUUGUCUUCAAACUGCUGCUUCACCGACCUUUCUUCAGGUGUGCCGUGUUAAUGUUCCAGAGGGAGUUUGCCAUGCGUCUGGUGGCCCCGCCCGGAGACAAACUCUACUGCCGGCUGUCCAUCAACACUCAGCUUCUGGCUCGCGUGGACCAUCUCUUGAAAGUAGGGAAAAAUAAUUUCCGUCCUCCUCCCAAAGUGGAGUCGAGUGUUGUGAGGAUAGAGCCCAAAAAUCCUCCGCCGCCAAUAAACUUCCAGGAAUGGGAUGGCCUGGUCCGAAUAGCCUUUGUACGAAAGAAUAAAACCCUCAGCGCCGCAUUCAAGUCGACCGCAGUCGAGCAGCUCCUGGAGAAGAACUACAAAAUCCACUGCUCGGUACACAGUGUGGAAGUGCCAGCUGACUUCAGCAUCAGCAAGAAAAUCGAGAGCGUCUUCCAGGAAACAAAAUUCAGUGAAAAGAGGGCCCGGUCUAUGGACAUUGAUGACUUCAUGGUAUUGCUUCAUGCGUUUAAUUCGGCUGGAAUCCAUUUUUCCUAAAGGUACGGAGGUGAGGAGAUGCACCAGUAGACAACUCAAAAGACUGCAGAAUUUCUUAUCUAGAGCCCUCAGACAUUUUUUGUUAUUGUAAAAAAAUGUAUAUAUAAUAUUGAUUUUUCAAGAUGAUCAUAUAACCGUGUGAAAAUCUUA
Messenger RNA from Syngnathoides biaculeatus (alligator pipefish), 1174 nucleotides. RefSeq names its product DIM1 dimethyladenosine transferase 1-like (S. cerevisiae) (gene dimt1l). Gene Ontology annotation, molecular function: rRNA (adenine-N6,N6-)-dimethyltransferase activity. The record is from RefSeq and is a predicted model, not a curated record. Gene Ontology annotation, biological process: rRNA methylation. Gene Ontology annotation, cellular component: mitochondrial matrix. Lineage: Eukaryota; Metazoa; Chordata; Actinopteri; Syngnathiformes; Syngnathidae. The transcript is spliced from 12 exons. Bases 104 to 1024 code for a protein of 306 amino acids.